AUGAAGCUUAACAUCGCUUACCCACGCAACGGUACUGUGAAGCAGUUUGAGGUGGCCGAUGAGGUCCUCCGCCGCGUAAAUCUUGGGGACUACCGCCUUGGCAACGAGGUGGACGGCGUCAUCUUUGGCGAACCCUUCAAGGGUUAUACCUUUAAACUGCAGGGCGGAUCUGACAAGGAGGGUUUUCCCAUGGUGCAAGGUGUUAUGGCCCCAAGUCGUGUCUCUCUCCUUGUGAAGCGUGGUGCUGUUGGCUUCAACACUUUCCGUGGUUAUCAGGGUGAGCGUCGCCGCAAGUCCCUUAGAGGAUGCAUCCUCGCCUCCGAUAUUGCCGUGCUGAACGUUAUUGUCGUACGUGUUGGAGAGCAGCCAAUCGAAGGUGUGACGGAUGUGUCCGUGCCGCGUCGCCUCGGUCCGAAGCGGGCAAACAAAAUCCGUAAGCUCUUUAACCUCGGUCGCACGGAUGACGUACGCAAGUAUGUGAUUCGCCGCAAGGUGACAAAAGAGGGCAAGAAGGACCGCUUCAAGGCACCCAAGAUCCAACGCCUCAUCACCUCCACGAUUAGGGCGCGCCGUGCUAAAAAGGUGCGUGUCGCCAUUGAGAAGGUGCGCAAGUCGGCAGCUGAGCGUCGUGAGUACCUCCGUCUCGUUGGUGCUCGCCGCCGUGCCGCCCGCCAGCGUAAGGCGGCACGUCAUCACUUGACGAGAGUAAAUGCUCAGAAAAAGGAGGUUGCCGCCUUCAAGGCACGGAAAUGA
This is a messenger RNA of Trypanosoma brucei brucei TREU927, 753 nucleotides long. Its product is annotated as 40S ribosomal protein S6, putative. Gene Ontology annotation, biological process: translation. Gene Ontology annotation, molecular function: structural constituent of ribosome. Lineage: Eukaryota; Euglenozoa; Kinetoplastea; Trypanosomatida; Trypanosomatidae. The transcript has a single exon. The coding region runs from base 1 to 753 and encodes 250 amino acids. Gene Ontology annotation, cellular component: ribosome. The record is from RefSeq and is a predicted model, not a curated record.